Messenger RNA from Colletotrichum graminicola M1.001, 1071 nucleotides. Its product is annotated as malate/L-lactate dehydrogenase. The coding region runs from base 1 to 1071 and encodes 356 amino acids. Gene Ontology annotation, molecular function: oxidoreductase activity. NCBI's taxonomy places the organism in Eukaryota, Fungi, Ascomycota, Sordariomycetes, Glomerellales, Glomerellaceae. The transcript has a single exon. The record is from RefSeq and is a predicted model, not a curated record.
AUGGCCGACGAAUCACAAAAGAUCCCAGUCGCCGCCUCCGAGGCCCGCCGAUUCGUCGAGGAAAUUCUCAAGGGCAACGGCGUGCCGGCCGAAAACGCUGCAAUCGUCGCCCGCUGCCUCGUCGCCGCCGACCUCCGCGGCGUCGACACCCACGGGAUGAACCGCAUCCCCUCCUACAUGGAACGCGUCCGCCAAGGCGUUCUCGAUGCAGCCGCACAGCCCGAACUCAAGCAAGUCACCCCCGUCGUUGCGCAUGUCGACGGAAAGAACGGCUUCGGCUUUGUGGCCGCGAGAAUGGGUAUGACGGCGGCGAUCGAAUCCGCCAAAACCUUUGGCAUCGGUAUGGCCAGCGUAUCGCAUUCGAACCACUUCGGCAUGAGCGCGUGGGUCGUGCAGCAGGCCUUGGAUGCGGACAUGAUGAGCUUGGUAUUUACCAACUCAAGUCCUGCGUUGCCGGUCUGGGGCGGCAAAAGCAAGCUCCUGGGGGUUUCGCCAAUUGCGUGCGGUGCGCCUGGGAAGGAUAAGCCUUUCAUCCUCGACAUGGCGCCAUCGGUCGCAGCCAGGGGUAAAAUUUACAAGGCCAAGAGACGGGGUGAGAAGAUUCCGCUCGACUGGGCUCUCGAUGCCGAGGGCCGGCCGACGGACGACCCAACCGCAGCGUUGGGGGGUGUCAUGCUCCCCAUGGGAGGCCCCAAGGGCUCGGCACUGUCCAUUAUGAUGGACGUCUUCUCGGGGGUCUUUUCGGGGUCAGCAUUCGCUGGCCAUGUGACGGGCCCGUACGAUCCUUCAAAGCCGUCAGAUGUGGGCCAUUUUCUCGUCGCCAUCAAGCCAGACCUAUUCAUGAGCCUGGAUGACUUCAGGGAGAGAAUCGAUUAUCUGUACCAGCGUGUUGUGGGUUCAGAUAAGGCUGCGGAUGUGGAUAGAAUAUACUUUCCGGGCGAAAUUGAGCAACUAACCCAGCAGGAGAGAGAGGUGAGCGGUAUUCCUUUGGUGCAGGCAGAGAUCGACGCCCUCAAUGAAGAGGCAGAAAGAGUUGGUGCGCAGCGGCUGGCCCCUAUGACGAGUAGUUGA